Messenger RNA from Rosa chinensis, 2995 nucleotides. Its product is annotated as protein WVD2-like 7. The transcript has 8 exons. The record is from RefSeq and is a predicted model, not a curated record. The coding region runs from base 257 to 1816 and encodes 519 amino acids. Lineage: Eukaryota; Viridiplantae; Streptophyta; Magnoliopsida; Rosales; Rosaceae.
CUCUAGUAGAAGAGAGUAACCAUUUUCUUCUUCUUCUUCUUCUUCUUAACUUCUCCACUCCCACACCUCACAAGCAAAGCAAAGAAUUGAAUACUCCAAACCGCCGAGUCUUCGCUUCGCUGCGACGCUCCUCAAUCUCAGAUCUGGAAGCUUCUUUGCUUCGCUUCGAUUCGAAUUCAUUUGCUUGGGCGCUGAGAAAUUGUGUUUGAAUCUUGGGGUUACAGGAGGAGGUUGUUGAUAAUUGGAGUGUUUGGAAAUGGCGACUUAUACUGAGAUAGGUCAACACUCUCAGGAUAUAUCUAGCUCUGCUAUUUUGGAUCAUGGUUCGAUAUCGUUUGGAAGAUUUGCUGCUGAGACGCUUGCUUGGGAGAAAUGGUCUGUUUUUCGGCAAAAUCGAUGUCAGGAGGAGCUCGAAAUGUACAAGUCGAAUGGAUUGGUAGCCCAAAAGAGGGCUUACUUUGAGGAGUAUUAUAAGAGAGUUAGAGCUCUCAAGGCAUUGCAAUCCGAGCAUCAAGAAACAGCCCAAGUUGAUGCUUGCCCAGAUGUGCGGAUGAAUUCCAUGCAAUUAGAAAAUGACAAUUCUAGUAAUGAUAUGUCAAAACAGGAAAAGUCAGCUCCUGAUGCAGUUACUAACUCGGAUUCUUCUGUGGGAAGUACAGUGGGUGAAGCAGGACAAGCUAACAAAGAGUCAUUGAAUGAUUGCAAUGGAUAUAGUGAUAGUUUUACCGUCACAGAUGAAGCCGGUAAUACUUUAUCUAAUGUCGACCGAGAGCAAUCUUCACAUCAGGCUUCUGUAUCAGCCACUCCACCGGUCACUGGAAGCUCUGUCGACAGAGAGCAAUCUUCACAUCAGGCUUCCGUAUCAGCUACUCCACCGGUCGCUGGAAGCUCUGGGGUUGCCAAGCAUGGCAGCCUUGUCUCUGACCCUGUCAAGCUGACUGCUAAUGAGCAAAAAAAACUUGCCCCUGUUUUAAAGGCUAAGGGUAAUGCUGCUUCAGUUAGAAACAAAUCAAAGUUGGAGUGCACUAGUACUAAAGAUGCAGUUACGGCAUCAGCAAAGUCAAAAUCACUUCCACUCAAUCAAAUUAAUGGCAAAAGGGAUAACAUUCUUCUUCCUAGCAAAAGCAACACUCGUAUGGCUGCAAGUGGUAAAGAUUCCAGCCUAGUGUCCUCACAUAAAAAACUUACUGAAAUACGCUCCAGUGCUGCUGUCCUACAUCCUUCCUCAACAAGAAUCAGAAUGGUUCCAUCAUCUCCUUGUGGUAGAAGUGAUCAAAGAAACGCAAAUACGAAUGGCAAAGAUUUGGCGGAGAGCUUACGAACAAGUCGACCCGUUCAUUCACGAGCUGUUCAGAAUCCUUCAAGAGAGAAGCCAAUUACCAGUGGUUUGAAGGACAAGGCUCUAGAGAAAUGGACCUGUCCUGGAGUUUCUAAAAAGCCUUCAGAGUUGAGCAGUCAACGGAUGCAACCAAAAGUUUGCCAAUCUGAGAACCAGAUACCAAAUUCCAUGUCAACCAAUAUUGCCCGAAAUAGAUUGAUCCGAGAUACUGAAGCUGACUGUGGGAGCAAGAAUUAUGGAAAAGAAAGAAAUGAGAAAGAGGGAGGAGAGGGAAUUAACAGUACAUGUAGAAAAGAUCCAAAGUCAUCCUAUAAUCCAGCGUCAAGUAUUCAGAAAAAUUUAAAGCUGGUGCAUAAGCAAACUAAUCAACUUGAAAUCUUUGUGAUUGAUUCCAGACUGCAGAAUUGCGGUCUGGAGGCCUCAAGCAUGUUCAAAGGGAACCAAGAACACAAUAUUUUUAUUUUAUCUGCCAUCUAAAUCUCUUUUGUGUGUGGGUGUUUGUGUGUGUGUCCCUUCUAUUCAUCAGCAAACUAGGCAACUUGAAAUCCUCGUGAUUGAUUCCAGACUGCAGAAUUGCGGUCUGGAGGCCUCAAGCAUGUUCAAAGGGAACCAAGAACACAUACUUUUAUUUUAUUUGCCAUCUAAAUCUCCUCUUUUCUCUUUUGCUUCAUAGAGUGUAAUGUUCCUUUUUAUUUGUUCGAGGUGAUACUCCCUAAAUAAACAAAUAGAAACCAAGGUCUGUGUGCUUGUGUUACUACCAGAAUUUUAGGAAUUUUGGGUUUCUGUAGUCCAGCCUAUUCAUGGUAAGGGAUUGCUUCCUUAAUUGUCGCCGUCGGGGUGUGUUGGUCUCACCCGAUAUCUCUAUGUCUGCCAACUCUUCAUAAAUUCAUAGCUUGCUGAAGCUGAACUGUUCCCUUUGCAACAACUUUCAAUUUUUCUUGCAUGACUACAACUUUGUGUUUUUUUAUCGCAGUUCUUUCCUCUGUGAACUCCUUGUCCACAGUACCUGUAUCAUUUUUCCUUUCAAUGGAAGGUGUUUCUUUUCAAAAACGAAACAAAAAGAAUAAAGAAUAAACUUUAUGGAGUUCUUUUCUUCAGAUUUGUUCCGUCGGUGUCUCAUUCAUCUUUUAGAAGAAAAAUGGUAAAAGGGUAUGACUUUGUUUCCUAAGAAGGUAAAAAUAAUUUAAUAUAGAACUGUCAUCAGUUACUAUGAACUUGUGAAAUAGUUCUUCAUUGUAGUGUAAUAAUCUGCGUAAAACAGUCAGAUAUUUUGGUGUGAAAGCUAUUCAUAGUCAUCCUUAAAGACUUGAUCAAUAUCAGCAACUUAUAUCACAUGUUGCGCACCUGGACAAGUCAUUUUUUAAAUUCAUUAAGUCAUAGUAAUCUUGCCUCUCACACACACACGACAAAAAAUUUCCCUUUUUCUUUUCUUUUGGGCGUGCUAGGUUGUGUCCUGUAGAUGGAUCUACUCGGAUAUCAUUCAGAUGGUUUUUAAGAAUGAGUUCUGAAUCUUCUGAUCUGAUCUGUUCCUCUCAUGCAAAUAGUAAUACUGCACUCUUGUGAACUUAAUGGCUGAAGUGCUAAAUAAUGCUCGAGUUUUUGAAUACUAUGAAACGGCCCUGGAUCUCAUUCUGUGUGGUUGUCAAGUUUGAUUAU